Molecule: messenger RNA, 2552 nt
Organism: Quercus robur (English oak)
Lineage: Eukaryota; Viridiplantae; Streptophyta; Magnoliopsida; Fagales; Fagaceae
Product: casein kinase 1-like protein 10
Exons: 14
Coding region: 784-2163 (459 amino acids)
Biological process (GO): peptidyl-serine phosphorylation; endocytosis; signal transduction
Cellular component (GO): nucleus; cytoplasm
Molecular function (GO): ATP binding; protein serine/threonine kinase activity
Source: RefSeq, a predicted model, not a curated record
CUCAUCCAUUUUCUUUCUUUUUAUCUCUCACUCUCUCUCUCUCUCAUCCCAAUACUCCUUUCCUGAGGAAUCAGACUCUCAGUCUCUCACCAAAAAAGGAUUUUCCGGGAAAACCCAAACCCAAACCCAGAUCCGAAAGAUCCCCUCCGAAUCUACCCCCACAUUUUAUUAGCUUGGCCGUGAAAAUCGGACCCAAAUUUAAAGAUUCCAUUCCCCGACUUCGAAGUCCCCCCCACCCACUCUCUCUCUCUCUCUCUCUCGUUCUUUUCCUGAAAACACAACACAAUAAUUUUCCGUUUAAAGAAACAACCGCUUUUUAUUUCCUUUUCUUCAACCUCUGUUUUAUCUCAUCUUGAUUUUACCAAGAAAAGAAAAAAACAAAACAAAGAAAUACCCUUUUGAUGACCCUGAAUCCCGGGUUUUUAUUCGGUGAUUAUUGGGCUUUCUUUAGAUUUUUAUAUUUUUUUUAAUUGUAGUUGUAUCCUAUGUUAGAGUUAGGUGUAUUACAUAGAAAUUUUUUUUUUUUUGAUAUUGAAUUUUUUGGGGGAAAAGUUUGGAUUUUUGAGCUUAGUAUUUGAAGAGUAGAAAAGGGUAUUUUUUUUUCUUGGGAUCAUUGUGUUUCUGUUGGAGUUAGGUGGAUCUGAGAGUGGAUUAGAAUCAAAGAUCUAUUGGUGAUGAGCUUUUUGGAUAAGCAAAAAGCUUUUUGACAUUUUAGUAUUGUAUUAAAAGAGUUAGGAGGGUGAGCUUGUUGGUUUUGUAUUUACUUUGAUUGGGAAUUGAACCAUGGAUCAUGUGAUUGGUGGGAAGUUUAAGCUUGGGCGAAAGAUCGGUAGUGGAUCAUUUGGAGAACUCUAUUUGGGGGUUAAUAUACAAAGUGGAGAGGAAGUGGCUGUAAAGCUGGAAUCUGUGAAGACCAAGCACCCUCAGCUUCAUUAUGAGUCAAAAUUAUACAUGCUUCUACAAGGAGGAACGGGUAUCCCCCAUCUGAAAUGGUUUGGCGUUGAGGGAGAGUACAAUGUUAUGGUUAUUGACCUUCUUGGCCCAAGCCUAGAAGACCUGUUCAACUAUUGCAACCGGAAGUUUUCAUUGAAAACGGUUUUAAUGCUUGCAGAUCAGUUGAUAAACAGAGUUGAGUAUAUGCACUCACGGGGUUUUCUUCACCGUGAUAUAAAGCCUGACAACUUUUUGAUGGGUUUAGGGCGCAAAGCUAAUCAGGUAUAUAUAAUUGAUUAUGGUCUUGCAAAAAAGUAUAGAGAUCUUCAAACACACAAGCACAUACCAUACAGGGAAAACAAAAAUCUCACAGGAACAGCUCGUUAUGCAAGUGUUAAUACCCACCUUGGAGUUGAACAAAGCAGAAGAGAUGAUCUUGAGUCUCUUGGUUAUGUGCUUAUGUAUUUUCUGAGGGGAAGCCUUCCGUGGCAGGGCUUAAAAGCAGGUACGAAGAAGCAGAAAUAUGACAAGAUCAGUGAAAAGAAGAUGCUUACUCCCAUAGAGGUUCUUUGCAAAUCGUAUCCAUCAGAGUUCACAUCAUACUUCCAUUACUGCCGAUCAUUGCGGUUUGAGGACAAACCUGAUUAUUCGUAUCUGAAGAGGCUUUUCCGAGAUCUAUUUAUUCGAGAAGGUUAUCAGUUUGACUAUGUGUUUGAUUGGACUAUAUUGAAAUACCCUCAAGUUGGCUCCAGUUCGAGAGGAAGACCAAGUGGGAAACCAGCUUUAAAUCCAGGAACAUCUGCUGAAAGACCUUCAGUGGGACAAGAGAUUCGAGAUAGGUUCUCUGGUGCUGUUGAGGCCUUUGCUAGAAGGAAUGGCACAGGGCAUGGUUUGCAUGGUGAGCACACCAGGCACAGAUCUUCAGAUGAUGUGCCAUCUUCCAAGGAUGUGCAACCUGAUUCUGAAAGGGGAAGGAGUUCUCGCAAUGGCAGCUCUUCAAAGAGGCCAGUUGUAUCAAGCAGCAGACCAAGCUCCUCUGGUGAGCCAAGUGAAAAUCGGUCAAGCCGGCUGGUCUCAAGCAGUGGUCGCCUGUCUACAACCCAGAGGAUUCAACCUGGGUUUGAAUCCAAAACAACAUCUUUUACCCGAAAUGCUGCUACCAGAGGUGGUCGUGAUGAUGCACUUAGGAGCUUUGAGCUUCUAUCGAUUGGCACAGGAAAGAGGAAAUAAAGGGUAAGAAGUGCUUGUGUCAAGACUCAACUUUUUUUGCAGUUUUUCACAAUGUCAGCAAUAUUAUGAUUUUACCUCAGUUACUUUGUAUAUGUGUUAUCUGUUGCUGGGUUCAAUUUGCUGCUAAGGCUCGCAAAUGUUCUACUUGAGAACAUGUCCAGACUCUUUUACCUCUUCAGGAUUCUCGCAAUUAUAAUGCCCCUCUUGGGCUCACCUAAGAAAGAGAGAUCGUCUCACUUUAGGGAAUUGUUCAUAUAUUUGAGACACGAAUAGUUGUAAUAAGCACGGAUGUUAUAUUUUUUCCUGGGGAAAAAUGAAAACCAUGCUUUAUGACUAAUACACCCUUUGUCUUGUCAUGUAUUACGUAAUAUAUUCAUAUUUUUUGUCUU